AUGAAAAAAUUUGAAUGGUGUCCUCUUUGCCAUCAUACUACUGAAAGAACUGUACGAUAUAUUUUUGAGGAUUUGUUAGGCAAGAAAUUUCCACCAUGUAGGGGUAAGUUCUUAGAUGGGCUACACUUGGAUGGAUAUAAUGAGAAAUUGCAUCUUGCAUUUGAAUUCCAGGGUCCUCAACACUAUCAUCACAAUAAUUUUUAUCACCGGGGGAAUGAAAAUCUAAAAUCACAAAAUAUGCGCGAUCAAAAGAAGCGGGAUAUAUGCAACAACCAAGAUAUAUGCCUUAUCGAAGUGCCAUACACAUGUGACCUUUUGCCUUUCAUUAAGCAUACACUGAUCGAGAAAGGAUUCUUGGAUAAAGCGAAGGAAUAG
Rhizophagus irregularis DAOM 181602=DAOM 197198 is the source of this 375-nucleotide messenger RNA. The record is from RefSeq and is a predicted model, not a curated record. Lineage: Eukaryota; Fungi; Glomeromycota; Glomeromycetes; Glomerales; Glomeraceae.